AUCUCACUACAGAAAUUAGAGGAGAGAGGAUCAGGUUUGUGGAAGCUAUGCAACAAGCCACUAGCGUCAACGUCCAAUUACACGUGGAAGAAUUCAAAAAGGUUCUCUCGGCAGAAGUUCAUCGGUCCAUGCAAGAACUUGGUCAAUUGAGAGAACAAAAAAGAGCUUUGGAACAUCAAAUAUCAGAUUUGUUCGCUUUGAAAGCUAAACAUGGUUCUGGUAGUGGAGAUAACUCAAGACGAAACUCUGCGGCUCCUCCUACGCCUACACCUCUCUCACCUGGACGGGCUUCGAGAGGUAUACCGUCCGCUCCUGGGAGAUGAUCCCCCAACUCUCGACCCUGUCGAUCGAGAACAUGUCCCGUGGACUGUCACUAUCGACAACGAUAGUCGUGACAUCGUUUGACGGACAAUGAUAAUGUCAACUCCUGACACUGUCUCGGAGGUUCAUCACAUUGACAUAUGUCCUCUGCUCUGCUCCAGGGGCCAACCGAGACGAACGUCCCAGGACAUGAGGUCGGACACCGUUGGACGAACUUCAUCGGAGGUUCUGCCAUAGGAGAUGGACCCAGAUGAAAGACAAGGUAUCUACUAGAUUCACUUUCAUGGAAGGACGAGCGAGUGGUCUUGGACAAUAAUCAUCUAUAUUCUAAGUGCAAAUUUUGGGUACAUAAUCGUAAUGUAGCAUGACAAUAUCUGACAACAGUCAAAGUAUAACAAUGUAUUUGUUCUAAUG
Messenger RNA from Tremella mesenterica DSM 1558, 735 nucleotides. RefSeq lists its product as uncharacterized. The record is from RefSeq and is a predicted model, not a curated record. The transcript is spliced from 3 exons. The coding region runs from base 48 to 323 and encodes 91 amino acids. NCBI's taxonomy places the organism in Eukaryota, Fungi, Basidiomycota, Tremellomycetes, Tremellales, Tremellaceae.